Messenger RNA from Sinocyclocheilus anshuiensis, 1143 nucleotides. RefSeq lists its product as uncharacterized. Bases 81 to 749 code for a protein of 222 amino acids. Gene Ontology annotation, biological process: regulation of apoptotic process. Lineage: Eukaryota; Metazoa; Chordata; Actinopteri; Cypriniformes; Cyprinidae. The transcript is spliced from 5 exons. The record is from RefSeq and is a predicted model, not a curated record.
GCAGAAGUGUUUCGUUUUCAGAUGCCACCCGAACUACUUUACUUUGUGGCGUUAUUGGUAUUAUUUGUGAUUACUAAUAGAUGGACAGUACGGUUGUUAUAUCCUCCGAUAAGCAAUUGCAGUGCUAUUUGGGCUUCCUAAGUAAGUGUAUGACUGGGUAUUUGGUUCAAAGGAUGUCCAACUGUUUGUCCCGAUCCCGCACAAUCACGGCGUAUGAAGCACAGUUUAUCACAUCCCAGCCCACGGACAUGCAGAAAGCCUCCAGGCUGAUGCAGAUUGUCAUUAAAAAAGGCCAAAAUGCAUGCAGUUCGUUCCUCAAAUGCCUUGGAAUUUGUGACCCGGUGUUGUAUGAGAAUGUUACAGGAUUUCCAGCACAAUUUAAGCAAGAGGACCAUCAACAUGUAGAGGAAAUUCCUUUUUCAGAAAAAUUGCAGUUUACACCUUGUAUUAUAAACAUACAAAACUCUUCCCUGACCAACUGUAUUAUUGGGAACAACAAUAGCCAAUGCAUUACCUGUGACCAGCAUUCUUUGCUCACUCAGAAUGAUGCAAACAGUGUGAAAAAACAGGCGGACAGUCAGAGCCAUGAUCAGCUGAUCCCAGUGCAGGAUACAAUAAGUGGCAGCAGCGUUCACAUGGAGAGAUCCAACAUAGAGUAUGUUAUUAUAGGUGACCGUAACAGUAUGAUAGUCACUGAGAACUCAGAGGUUGAGGAAGAUACAGAGAUUGAGCCUGAAGAGAUUAGUUAAAAUAUGUGAAAUAGUGGGCAGGAGGUCAGACCCACAGUUUUGGAGAGCUGCAGAUUGUCAACUCGCCUUAACAGGCCUGACCUAUGAUUGUACACUGGAAGCAUAAUAUAUGCUUUAAACUGACCAAUGCUCAGGUCUUCAGCAGGAGCUACCAAGCACACUGAAACAUUAUCCUUUAUCGUGGAUUUUCUAAACCUGUGUACAUUGGGGUGGCAAUGAUAUUUGAUACUGCUUUAAUUGCUACUGAACAUGACUACUACUGACGGUUUUAAUGGGUACACCAAUAUUUAUUUGCUUAACAGAAAUGUAUGAAAGUAAAUGUGUUAACUGACAUUGCAAUCAGUUGUUAUUCAGUCUUUAUAAGCUUUCUGUGAUUAUACAUAAAUGUUGUUUA